AGCAAUUUCUCUAUCUUUCUCGUCAUCCUGUUUUUCGUACUAAUAUCAUGGCACCUUUACACUAAUCUGACUCUUCUCCUACGGAAAUGCUGCGACUCAUAACUACGAAGGAUGCAUCGAAGGCUUUGUCGUUAAAUCCGACGGUUGGGUCACUCAGACCAAGGAGCACAAAUUUCAUUCGGAAUGCUCUUCUUCGACAGGCCAUUGCGCGGAAUGCUCUUCCACCAAUUUCGUUAGGAUUUGUUCGUUACUAUGCACAGCCUCCAGGAGGAGGAGGAGGGGGCUUUCCGGGUUUCAGCAUGGGGCCUCAGCAUCAGAAGGGAGAGGCCCUGAAGGAGUAUAGUGUGGAUCUGACGGAGUUGGCUAAAAAUGGGAAAUUGGAUCCUAUCAUUGGCAGGGAUGAAGAGAUUCGGAGGACGAUACAGAUCCUAUCCCGGCGAACUAAAUCUAAUCCUGUGCUUAUCGGCUCUCCUGGCGUUGGGAAGACAGCUAUUUUAGAGGGUCUUGCGAGCAGAAUAGUAGCCAAAGAAGUGCCGGAGUCAUUACAAAACAAGCGUGUCCUUUCCAUUGAUCUCUCUGCCAUAAUGGCCGGUUCUGGUAUCCGUGGACAGUUUGAAGAGAAAUUCAAAGCCCUCAUUCGGGAUAUCGAAGACGAGGCUAGGAAUGUCAUAUGCUUUAUUGACGAAGUCCAUACAUUGUUCAAUCUUGGGAAAGCAGAGGGGAGUAUCGACGCUGGCCAAAUGAUCAAACCAGCGCUCGCGCGAGGUCUACAGCUUGUUGGUGCUACCACUCGUGACGAAUACCGCAAAACCAUCGGAAAAGAUGCGGCUCUUGAGCGAAGGUUCCAACCGGUUCAAAUCGAUGAGCCUACCGUAGAAGCCACGAUAUCAAUCCUUCGAGGGCUAAAAUCGAGGUAUGAAGUUCACCAUGGUGUUGAGAUAUCCGACGCCGCGCUCGUCACAGCUGCCGUAUAUUCCGCUCGUUACAUUUCGGACCGUUUCCUUCCCGACAAAGCAAUUGACCUUGUGGAUGAAGCAGCAUCGGCCCUUCGCCUUGCUCAAGAAUCGAAGCCAGAUGAGCUUGAGGCACUUGAUCGAGACGUCAUGACCCUACAGAUUGAGCUGGAAAGCUUGAAAAACGAGUCAGAUGUCUUCAGCGUUGAGCGCAGGCAGAAAGUUGAAGCUGACCUCGCCGCAAAACGUGAAGAGGCAUCUCAACUCACAUUAAUAUGGAAGAGCGAAAGAGCCAGGCUCGACCGCAUAAAGGAUCUUAAAGAGCGUCUGGAAAACGCGAAGCAUCAGCUAGAGGUGGCGCAACGACAGGGUCAAUAUGAACUUGCCAGUCGAUUGCGUUUCUCCACCAUCCCUGAAUUAGAACGGCAGCUCCCUGAUGACAAUGCUGAGCGUCCUGAUGGCGACUCGGAGCCGCCGUUGGCUAUGCUUCACGACAGAGUCACGUCCAACGAUAUCUCCAGGGUAGUCGCAAAGGCUACCGGCAUCCCAGUCCAGAGUCUCUUGAAAGGAGAGAGGGACAAGCUCGUGCAUAUGGAAGAAACGCUGAGACAAAGGGUGGUUGGACAAGAUCACGUUGUCCAUGCUGUCAGUGAUGCCGUACGAAUUUCGCGCGCUGGGUUGCAGGCUCCUAAUCGGCCCGUCGCCUCUUUCCUGUUCUUGGGACCUACUGGUGUCGGCAAGACUGAACUAUGCAAAGCCCUUGCCGGUUUUCUAUUCAAUGACGAGCAACGUGGUCUCACCAACAUCAAUAUGUCUGAGUAUCAUGACCGGCACACGAUAUCCAGGCUCAUCGGAGCUGCCCCUGGCUACGUUGGGUUUGAAGGAGGAGGUCAACUCACGGAAGCUGUACGAAGAAAACCUUAUGCUGUUAUUUUAUUGGACGAAUUGGAGAAGGCCCAUAAGGAUGUGGCUAUGAUUCUACUCCAAAUUUUGGACGAGGGGAGUAUCACGGAUAGCCAAGGGAGAAAAGUGGAUUUCAAAAACACAAUCAUCUGCCUGACAAGCAACUUGGGUAUGUGGAUAAGCAGCCGUCUUCACGACUUACUAAAGUACACACCAGGAAGCGAUAUUCUUGCUCAUUCGACCUCUUGCAAUGAGGAUGGUGUCGUCACACCAGAAGCUAGAGAUGAAGUUCUCGAACGCACGUCUUCCUAUUUCCCUCCCGAACUGCUGAAUCGGUUGGACACGAUGCUCGUCUUCAAUAAAUUGUCACGCCAAUCAAUCCUCCAAGUCGUGUCGCUCCGGCUAAAUGACGUCGCCGAUAGACUAAAACACCGAAGAAUAACAUUGGAUGUCGACGAAGAUGCAAAGGAGUGGCUCGCUAAGCAAGGAUACUCGGAGGUUUAUGGUGCUCGGGCUAUUGCCCGGGUUGUCCGGACCGACGUGCUAUUCCCGUUGGCGCAAAAGCUGCUCAGAGGGACCAUCAGGGAUGGCGAUACUGUUGUCAUUCGCACAAGCAGUGAAGAAAACUCUUUACUCAUCCAGGAUAACCAUCCUGAGGACCCUAGUGUUGCCUCUGAAGCAGCUGCAAAAGCAAACGCAGAGCUACGUUAGAUCUACAUCGUAUUCUAUUAACCUGCUGUACCUCACCUUUUAGACCACUCCACUCACUGUACUAUAUAGCACAUAUUAGUUCAAAGUUAACGCAUCUACAAUGUAUAGCGCCUGUGUCAACCCAUUCAUCAUCAUCUUCCGCAUUUACUCACCCCGAAAACCACUGAUUGAAAUCCCAAACCUUAUCCCUGAUGGCGCUCCACCGUCGUUGCGAGGCACUGCAAGAUAAAGUUGAACGUUGAACGAUGAGACGGGUCAUUCUAUGCCUAGCUGUGACCAGGGUGAAGCGCCUACCAGGUUGUCGAUAGUUCUUUACCCUCCGAGUCUGCAAUUGGUGAUGACGAAGAGAGCACUCUUAGGGAGUCGGAAGUGAGUCCUCCAUGGGA
Molecule: messenger RNA, 2953 nt
Organism: Desarmillaria tabescens
Lineage: Eukaryota; Fungi; Basidiomycota; Agaricomycetes; Agaricales; Physalacriaceae
Product: P-loop containing nucleoside triphosphate hydrolase protein
Exons: 20
Coding region: 87-2567 (826 amino acids)
Biological process (GO): protein unfolding; cellular response to heat; protein refolding
Cellular component (GO): cytoplasm; mitochondrial matrix
Molecular function (GO): ATP hydrolysis activity; ATP binding
Source: RefSeq, a predicted model, not a curated record